Molecule: messenger RNA, 2328 nt
Organism: Pyrus x bretschneideri (Chinese white pear)
Lineage: Eukaryota; Viridiplantae; Streptophyta; Magnoliopsida; Rosales; Rosaceae
Product: NAD(H) kinase 1
Exons: 12
Coding region: 298-1995 (565 amino acids)
Biological process (GO): NAD+ metabolic process; NADP+ biosynthetic process
Molecular function (GO): NAD+ kinase activity
Source: RefSeq, a predicted model, not a curated record
UGGGUCGUCGGUCUGAUUAUUUCUUCUGGGUUUUUGUGAUGUUUGGGUUUGUGGGUGAGAGGAUGAGGGACGUGUUGGCCUUGCAAUUACCAAUUCAAUCUCCAACAAUCCCAUUUGCCUGAAAAUAUUUAAUAAAAUAAAAUAAAAUUGGAAAGUCUGAAUCUUUGCGUGUAAAUACCAAACAUGGAUUAACAAUUCAGAUUCCUCAUAUCUCCAACACUUGAGGGCUCUUCCUCUUGGAGAAGAAGAAGAAGAAGAAGAAGGAGAAGAAAAGGAGGGAUCUUGUUCAACUCACCCAUGGCUCCCAGCAAGAAUUCUACUGGCGAACCAAGUGUUUCAUGCUCACAACCAGAGAACGGUUUUCUCAAUUCGAUUUCUCCUUUAAGUUCAGAGAAAGCAGUCCAGGAACUUCUCCAGCAAUCUCCUGUUCAAAGCACAGAUGACCACCUCAUAGAGUUCUCAGACGCUAUGAGAACUGUUGCAAAGGCCCUGAGACGGGCUGCUGAAGGAAAGGCUUCUGCACAAGCUGAGGCAGCUGAAUGGAAGCGUAAAUACGAACUGGAGAGGGCUCGCAAUCUACAUUUGGAACAUAAAGGCUACCACUUUUAUGAAAAGCUACAAGGUUCGUGGAUUCCGAGUUCUCUAUGUAAUGCAGUGGGAAUGAUAGGAUUUAUGCUUCCAUGUGUUUUCUUCUUGGAAAUUUUCAAGCAACGGGGCAGGGAAGUUUCUGAAGAGCAAUCAAGUAAAGAGGCUAACAGCAUUGGAGAGAGGACAGAGAACUUGUCCAGCCAAUCAAAUGAGCAAUCUGAACAGUGUUGUGGGAUGAAUGGGAUAUGCUCCCAUGAAGUUCUUCGGGAUGAUGAAAGUUGCUCCGAUUCCAAGGUGUUCCCCAAUAAAUUGACCAGAAAGGCAUCAUUUAAACUUUCAUGGUGGUGCAAUGGCGACGAGAGUGACCAGCACAAGCAUGACAUCGUCUCUUUUGAAAGGGGAAACAUUACAACUGCAGAGCGUAGCAGUAAACAGAUUGCGUUGAAGUGGGAAUCUCAGCCACAGACUGUGAUUAUAUUGACGAAACCAAAUUCAAUUUCUGUUCGAAUUCUGUGUGCAGAGAUGGUCAGAUGGUUGAGAGAGCAGAAAAAGUUAAAUAUUUAUGUGGAACCACGCGUAAGAGCUGAACUUCUUACGGAGUCAUCUUACUUCAACUUUGUCCGUACAUGGAAGGAUGAGAGCGAAAUAAUGCUGCUGCACACAAAAGUAGACCUUGUCGUAACUCUUGGUGGGGAUGGAACUGUUCUCUGGGCAGCAUCUAUGUUCAAAGGGCCAGUUCCUCCUGUUGUGCCGUUUUCUUUAGGGUCACUGGGAUUUAUGACUCCUUUUCAAAGCGAACGCUACCAAGACUAUCUUGAUUUAAUUUUAAAAGGUCCCAUUAAUAUCACGUUGCGACACCGGUUGCAGUGCCACGUUAUUAGAGAAGCAGCCAAAAACGAGUACGAAACUGAAGGACCAAUGCUUGUACUAAAUGAGGUUACAAUUGACCGUGGGAUAUCAUCAUACCUCACAAAUUUGGAAUGUUAUUGUGACAAUUCUUUUGUCACAAGUGUCCAAGGAGAUGGGCUAAUAUUAUCAACAACAUCUGGCAGUACCGCGUAUUCAUUAGCAGCUGGAGGAUCAAUGGUCCACCCCCAGGUUCCUGGAAUUCUUUUUACACCUAUCUGUCCACAUUCCUUAUCGUUUCGGCCUCUGAUAUUACCUGAGCACGUGACUCUGCGAGUACAAGUACCUUUCAACAGCAGAAGCCAUGCAUGGGCGUCAUUUGAUGGAAAGGACAGGAAACGGUUGGCUCCUGGUGAUGCACUUGUGUGCAGCAUGGCGCCUUGGCCUGUCCCCACUGCAUGUCAAGUUGAUUCCACCAGUGACUUCUUGAACAGCAUCCAUGACGGGCUUCACUGGAAUCUGAGAAAGAUUCAGUCUUUCGAUGGCCCUCGGGAAGCAUAGUUCGCAGUUUUUCUUUCGUAUAUUAUUUUUGCUAGUUUGCAGAUCCCGAUCGAGUCUAAAUCUAACUUGUGUUGUUAAAAAGGUAAGAAAGGGGAGGUGGGUGGGGGUGGAAGGUGAAGAGAAAAUCUAAAAGUCGUAAUUAUUUAUUUUACAUGUCUCCGGUUUCCCCCUCAACAAGGAGCAUAAACGUUUUCUUGUCCAAUAAGUAAAAGGCUUGAAGCAGAAAGCAUGAUAAAUGGAUGCCAAAAGAUUAAUGUUACUCUUUCCGUAUGAACUUGUAAACUGGAUCUUGAUCAUUGCACGAAUAUAUAUAAAAAAUUUAGAAAUUGUUCA